AGCAGCGCCGGUGUCGGAGGUGUCUGUGGAGUCUCAACUUUAGUUCGCAGUCUCUUCACCUGUAGCGUAGCUGUAGGCUCCACGGCGAGGGCUUUCUGGGGCGGCCGUGCGUGGCUUAAGAUGGCCAGUCGGAGCCUAUUGACUUGAGGAUGGAGGUAGCCGCGUUGUCUGCGCCCAGGGGGCGCAGCAUCUCAUCAAAGAGCUCCCCAAACCUCUGUAACAGCUGAGAGGCCGACCAACUACUGCCCAGAAGAAAAGAUGUUUGGUUUUCACAAGCCAAAGAUGUACCGAAGUAUAGAAGGCUGCUGUAUUUGCAGAGCUAAGUCCUCCAGCUCUCGAUUCACUGACAGUAAACGCUAUGAAAAGGACUUCCAGAGCUGUUUUGGGUUGCACGAGACUCGUUCGGGAGACAUCUGUAAUGCCUGUGUUCUGCUUGUGAAAAGAUGGAAGAAAUUGCCAGCGGGAUCAAAAAAAAACUGGAAUCAUGUGGUAGAUGCAAGGGCAGGACCCAGUCUGAAAACUACGCUGAAACCAAAGAAAGUGAAAACUCUAUCUGGAAACAGGAUAAAAAGCAACCAGAUCAGCAAACUGCAGAAGGAAUUUAAACGUCACAAUUCUGAUGCUCACAGUACCACCUCAAGUGCCUCCCCCGCUCAGUCUCCUUGUUAUAGUAACCAGUCAGAUGAUGGCUCUGACACAGAGAUGGCUUCAGGCUCUAACAGAACGCCUGUUUUCUCCUUUUUAGAUCUCACGUACUGGAAAAGGCAGAAAAUAUGUUGCGGGAUUAUCUAUAAAGGCCGUUUUGGGGAAGUCCUCAUCGACACACAUCUAUUCAAGCCUUGCUGCAGCAAUAAGAAGGCGGCUGCUGAGAAGCCAGAGGAGCAGGGGCCAGAGCCUCUGCCCAUCUCCACUCAGGAGUGGUGACUGAGGUUUACGUAGAAGGGGAACAAAAAACGAUUUACCUUUUAGGGGGGAACCCCCACAGCAACAAAAUGGCCCUCCUAUUUUUAACUUGGAUACCCGCUAUUCUGCCAAAAGACAAUUUCUAGAAUAGUUCUGAAUGGGUUAUUUUUUCUUCAUCUUUACAAGUUCCACAAACUAUGAAGCCAGUAUCUAUCUAACUAAGAGGAAAAAACGACAUGUACAUAAUAUUUAAGAUGCUGAGUAUUUCAUAGGAAAGCUGAAUGCUGCUGUAAAGUGCUCUUUAAGUCUUUUUCUUUUAAAUCCCCUUCUAAUGAAACUAGGGGAAUUUCAGGGGACUGAGGUGGGAUUUUGGUGUAUAAUAAACGUCUGUAGGUUUAGUCUUUCUGUAUUGAGAAGCGGUGGUUGGGGCAUUUUUAAAGAUGGCUGACUACACUUAGUUUCCUUCAUGAUAAUAAAUUUGUCAUAACUCAGUAACCUGGACUUGCCCCUAGAGAUAGUUGUUAAUAAUUUUGAAAUAUUAAGGUCUGGCCAAGGUUCUGAUGAUUCAAACCUAUACUACUGAAUAUUAAGCAGGACAGACUAGCUCUCUGCACAUACCUUGAAGGAGUAAUUUUCUAAGUAUACAAAGAGGAAACUGGACUAUAUAUGUUGUAUCCUGUGUCACCUCCCUCAUGUGGAUAUUCGAUGAAGAUUUUAACUUACAUGAAACCUUUGCAGCAGAAUCAGAGCUCCUCGUGGGGAGAUGGCAAGCCUUCAGGGUGAGCGGUCCCACAUGAGUAGUACCAAAGCUUUGCCCCACGACAGAGCACACACUCUCUUAGAAAUGUCAAAUUGUCUGAGAAAUAAGAUGUGUACGUCUUUAGGAUGGCAUCACAGUAACAAAGGUUAAUGCUUCUUGGGGCACAUCUCUUAGAGGGCUCACUGAGUGUGUAAAUAACUGACUUUAGUUUGUGCUCCAUGACUGGUGACUUCACUGAAAAUCUACCCGAUUCAGUUUUAGCUCUGGAUUACUUCAGUUGACCUUUGUGAAGGUUUUUUCUGUGUAGAGUGUUUGACUUGUUCUAAUCUAUUAGGGCUUGGGUUUGUUUUUUUUUCACUGUGUUAAAGUAGAAUUCUAAUACAAGAAAGAGGUGUGUUAGUGCUAAGUGGGUUGGUUUUGGUUUGGCUUCUAAUCAAGCUUUCUCAACACCGCGAUGUUAGACGUACAUUCUGAACGCGAGGUCCUUCAGUUCUAAAAUCUUUAUCAAAAGCCUGCUACUGGAACCCAAACCAAAGUGCUCUCAUUGCCUCUUGUCUCAGAGUUCAUGGAAAAUAUUAGCAGUUCACACUUUUCCUGACAAGGGAGGAUCAGUUGCCUGCCUUCUAAUGAAAUGACUCAGUGCUUAUUUUUAAAGCUGGAUUUAAAAAAAUUGGGUAGUAUAAAUAACAAUAAAGGAGUGAGCCACUUUUUAUGGGCACCCUGUAGUUUUAUAGUUUUUAAUCUAAACUUAAAUUUUUAUAUUCCUUUUGGAAGAAACGACAAGCUACCGUAUGCACAGACGGCACAGUGAGUUGGGGCGGCUCUCCCACAGCCUUUUAGGUGUAUUGCAAGAGUCUCAGCCAUUAUCAUCAUCUUCUGAGUUAUUUUGAAAUGGUUCUCUUUUUUUUUUUUUGUACAUUUUGGCUACAGUGCUGGUGGUAGAAUAUACUAUAAUAUGGAUCAUCUCUACUUCUGUAUUUAUUUAUUUAUUACUAGACCUCAACCACAGUCUUCUUUCCCCUUCCACCUCUCUUUGCCUGUAGGAUGUACUGUAUGUAGUCAUGCACUUUGUAUUAAUAUAUUAGAAAUCUACAAGUCUGUUUUGUACUUUUUAUACUGUUAUAAUCAAAACUUUUACUAGGUUAUUGAAUAAAUUUAGUCUUAUUAGAAAAUAAAA
Molecule: messenger RNA, 2840 nt
Organism: Phyllostomus hastatus (greater spear-nosed bat)
Lineage: Eukaryota; Metazoa; Chordata; Mammalia; Chiroptera; Phyllostomidae
Gene: SINHCAF
Product: SIN3-HDAC complex associated factor
Exons: 7
Coding region: 259-924 (221 amino acids)
Biological process (GO): negative regulation of cell migration
Source: RefSeq, a predicted model, not a curated record